UUAUCACUCCACUAGCCCACAAUGAACACUAUCCCUACCUACGACUUCGAACAGAUGAUCCACUACUCGUUGCUUAACCAACAGCCUCAAAUGCAGCUGGCGCAACAGCCCUUUGAGGAGGCCCGCACAGUGGUUGUUGAUGGCUACGGUUUGCCAACCCCUACCCAUGGCAGCUUCAGCAUGCCAUAUCAGGAGUUGACACCAUACCAACAGUACCAACCAAUGAUGCAGAAGAACGCGUCCUACGAGUUCUACCCCUCGGUCUACAUGGAGCCGGUUCAGAUGAGUAGCUACACCUAUGCAACCCCAGAAGUGUUUGACUUUCUUCCACCGGUCGAAGCCUGCACUCCUUCCAUGAGCUAUGCUACCCAGCCACAGGGCUACUUUACCCCCUCUCCAUCUCCAGUCACAUUCAACGAUUUGCCACAGGAAUGUUUCUCGCUCAACUCGUCGCCACUUGAGCGCAAUCACUUCUUCAUGGCCUUGGACAAUGCCACUGUCUCUCCUUCCCAAGAGUCGACAAAAUCCAAGCACGCCGGUUCUAGGUGUCACAUGUGCAAUAAGUACAUCAGACGCGACAUGACCAGACAUCUCAGAACCCAUGAGUCGGUCUCCAGAUUCCAGUGUAUCUUCCCAAAGGAGGAGUGCUCGCACAAGACCCACCAGUUCAACAGGCCGUACGACUUCAAGAAGCAUUUGUUGAACUCUCACUUUCAGUUUACCAAAGCCUCUGUCAAGAAGUUGCACAACUUGAACGAAAAGUUGCCAUUUGAGGGUACCUGUCCAUGCAAUAAGAACCGGGUGUUCACUGCCAACGAGUGGUUGCACAACCAUGUGUUGUCUGCCGACCCUGCCCAACGUUGUCCUAUCGCCAGUGACUUUUAGUUGCCCUCAUUUCUGCAUAUUUUUAUUUUCUAUCUUUCGCGUCAUACCUGGCAGGUUUUCCAGGGUUUUUUUUUGGUGGGGUACUCUCAGUACAUAGCAUAAUGGCUUCGUUUUUUAUCGAUCACAAUAAUAC
Babjeviella inositovora NRRL Y-12698 is the source of this 1018-nucleotide messenger RNA. RefSeq lists its product as uncharacterized. Lineage: Eukaryota; Fungi; Ascomycota; Pichiomycetes; Serinales. The record is from RefSeq and is a predicted model, not a curated record. The transcript has a single exon. Bases 22 to 885 code for a protein of 287 amino acids.